Molecule: messenger RNA, 1431 nt
Organism: Helianthus annuus (common sunflower)
Lineage: Eukaryota; Viridiplantae; Streptophyta; Magnoliopsida; Asterales; Asteraceae
Product: methylthioribose-1-phosphate isomerase
Exons: 9
Coding region: 116-1234 (372 amino acids)
Molecular function (GO): S-methyl-5-thioribose-1-phosphate isomerase activity
Source: RefSeq, a predicted model, not a curated record
UCAAGUCUUGCUUUCGAUUCUCGUUGUAUCUCCACUCCAGUAAAAGCCCUAAUUGUAUCUCUGUUCCUCUUUCUUUCACUAAUUCUCUCAAUAAAAACCGCCUUCAUCUCAAUCCAUGGGAUCUCAAGAGGACUCAUCUCUGCAAUCAAUCCGUUAUCACCGUGGCUCACUUCACUUACUUGAUCAGAGAAAACUUCCUCUUGAUACCAUCUAUUUGGAAAUUCGAGAUGCCGUUGAGGGCUGGGAAGCGAUAAGAGAGAUGGUGGUUCGUGGGGCACCUGCUAUCGCCAUAGCUGCAGCGCUUUCACUGGCUGUUGAAGUAUCGAAACUGGACGGGUUUAGUGGAACACCAAAGGAUGCAGCAUCUUUUCUUGAAAAGAAAUUGGAAUAUCUUGUCUCAAGUCGUCCGACAGCUGUGAAUCUUUCCGAUGCUGCAACUAAGCUUACGGAGCUUGUAACGAACCAUGCUGCGACUGCCACAGACGCGAAUCAAGUUUUCCAAGCUUACAUUGACGCGGCUGAAAUAAUGCUAAAGGAUGAUGUUGCUGACAAUAAAGCAAUAGGGUCGUAUGGAUCAUCUGUCAUUCAGACUCAAAAGAAGGAUUGCAAGAAAAUAUCGGUUUUAACGCAUUGCAAUACUGGCAGUCUCGCGACAGCUGGAUACGGAACCGCUCUUGGAGUAAUCCGUGCGCUUCAUGCCGAUGGAGUACUAGAGCGGGCUUAUUGCACAGAAACCCGUCCUUUUAAUCAAGGAUCAAGAUUGACAGCUUAUGAGUUGGUGCAUGAGAAAAUACCAGCCACUCUUAUAGCGGAUUCUGCGGCUGCUGCGUUAAUGAAAACCGGGCGCGUGCAUGCUGUCAUCGUUGGAGCUGAUCGUGUUGCUGCAAAUGGUGACACUGCGAACAAGAUUGGAACGUAUAGCCUUGCGUUAUCCGCCAAACAUCACGGUGUUCUGUUUUAUGUUGCGGCACCAUUGACUUCGGUUGAUUUAUCAUUGUCUUCCGGAGAUGAGAUUGUUAUCGAAGAAAGAUCAGCUAAAGAAUUACUAAAUACCCGCGGAGGUCUUGGGGAACAAAUUGCGGCUUCAGGAAUAUCUGUUUGGAAUCCAGCUUUUGAUGUUACACCGGCUAAUCUUAUUAGUGGAAUCAUAACCGAGAAGGGUGUCAUUACAAAGACAGGGAAUGAGGAGUUUGACAUCAAGGGUUUUGUACACAAGACUAUGAGCAACAACUGAUAUACAAGGGUGGUUUUCAUGACUUGUAAUGUAUUUUGUGUUUCUGAAUAAACCAGACACAAAAGCUAAAGCCGGGAUGCUUGUAUUGUCUUCGUCCCAUUAUAGGUUCAACAUUCCAAUAAUCGUAUUAGUGUAUGUUAUGGUUUUGUACCGACUUGCUUGAGCCUUAAUAAUAUGAGAUUGGUUGGUUUGCAUCA